UCCCCUUAGUUUAUGGGGGAACCCUGAAAUGACCGGUUGCGAGGGUUGCAUUUGAUCCUUUUUUGUCCUUUUUGCCUGCUUUCCGCCCAUCGAAAUCCGGGCCCGUGCGGUAGUCUUCCGCCUUGUUCAGGUGGAGUGACGGAGACUGUUACAUUCCCUUUUUCCGGGCGUAUAUACAUUGUGUAUAUGUCGACACCAGGAGUGGUUUAAAUACAGGCUAGGUUAUGGGGUUUGAAGUCUACGGCAAGUAUACGAGUUUUGGGGGAUUGUCCAGUCAAAAGAGAGACGAUUUGCGGAUGGCACCGCGGCUCGUGGGUAGCUGCUAAUUUAUUAUGUGGAGAAAAAAACACACUUAUUUUGACUCGCUUCUGAAUACAAGUUUCCUGUGAAGCUACCGAUGCAAAAAAAAAUCCCGUUCUCCAAGACUUGUGAAUAGUAGUGUACUGUAUAUAUACAUAUAUAGUGUACUGUGUAUAUAUGUUGGAGAUCCACAGUUUUCAUCCUACCACCACGGUAUCUAUAUAAACAAGGAAUAGGAGGCUAGGGUGUUCAUUUUGUAACUGGCAGAUGAAGCUCUCCAUUAUCAUUUGCAAUUAGCCUUUUGAGCUUUCUGUUUUCUCCGGGAAAUCUAUGGUCGCCGUUCUUUUCUUGUGCGUAUAAUCGAGUGGCAUGGCGUGAGGAGAUUUUUAAGGGUGAGGAUUUUGGGCGGUGACAGGAGGACAAAAGAGCGGUCGAUGUUUGAGAAAAUGGGGCCGGUUAAUGCUUGAUGCUGGAGCUUCUGAGUGGAGGUGGAGCUUUCAGAUACUAGUUUUUUAUAUAUAUUUGUUGCGUCCUAUAUAAGAGGAGACAUGGACAGUGAGAGUGCUCAAAAUGUUGGUGAAGUAGAAAGAGCAGAAGCGAAUGGAAUCAUUGAAGGACAAGAUGCAAACAGAAACAUUGAAGGAGGUGUUAAAGUGAAAAUGGAGGCUGGAGAAAUGGAUGGAGAGUUAAAUGAUGAGAGUCCAGAAGAAUGCAAUGAAAUGAUUGCCAUGAAUUCUGAGGAUACUGAUUUCUUGGGCAAGGCGGAGGAUUUGAUUCCUCCAAGCCCAGGAGGUGCCGAAUGGACAGACUAUGAAUGCACAUCUGCAGAUGAUAUGCUGGAUGCUGCAAGGAUUUUUGACUGUGUUAAUCUCCCCAACUUGAGUGAGUUGCAGUAUAAUCUAGAGCCUCCUGCACCUCUACCACCUGCUGCUGCUGCUGCCCCGGCUUCUUCAUCGUUGGGUUCAUCUACUUCCUCGUCUUCUGCUUCUGUAUCAUCUCCUUCUUCAUCAUCUUGGCUUAAUACAAGCAAUAUGAAAAGCGAGGAAGCCAUGGAGAGACAUUACCAUUCUUCAAGCACGCCUUCCAUAGACCAAGAUUCUGCCACCUCUACAUCCUAUCAGAACUUCAUGGUUAUACCAUUCGAGCAGCCUGCAGACAGUCACAACAACAACAUUUGUAAAGAGUAUUCAUACUCAGAUCUAGACCAUGCAGACAAAAUUGAUGUUUUGGAGGAGCUACAGAACUUGGAUUUACUGGACGGAUCCGAUAUGUGGGAUCCCUUUUCUGCAGGAGCCCUGGACGGAUUCGUCCCAGCAGAUAACAAUAUUCCAUCCGAAGAGCUACCCAUGGUGUUUUUCGAGUGGUUAAAGUCCAACAAGGACUCCAUUUCUCCUGAGGAUCUGAGAAGCAUAAAGCUCAAGAGAUCCACCAUCGAACUCGCAGCUAAGCAAUUGGGUGGUGGGAAAAAAGCCAUGCUACAUCUCCUCAAGCUCAUUCUCGCAUGGGUGCAGAACAAUCACCUACAGAGAAAAAGAAAGCUGUCCCAGCAGCACCAGAAGUUCAAUGGAUGCAGGCCAUCGUAUUUCGUUGAUCAGUACAAUCAAUGCUACAAUGGCGGCGGUGUAAUGGAUCAUGGGUUCGAACCACAAAGCUGCUAUGCCCAAGUUGCUAUACCGACAGACCCCUCCAUGUUUGCUGCACUGAAUAAUAAUACCUUCAAUCCUCCUCCUGCUCCUUCCAUGGAUACAAUUCAUCACCCUGCAAAAUACAGGCGGGUUCCUCUUGAAGGAUGUGGUGGUUUUACCAGCUCUCAUGAGUGCCAACCCAUGUUUCAGCCUCUUGAUGGCGGCGCUCCAUGGCCAAACAUGAAUUGCAUGCUCCAGAACCAGCUUCCCUAUGAAAACUACCGCUUUCCACCUCCUACAUCACAAUCCCAGGUAGAUUACAUGAAUUACCGCUCUAGUACUCCUGCAGUCUCAACGAAAGAGGCCAGAAAGAAUAGAAUGGCUCGUCAAAGGCGUUCCAUGGCUCACCACCAUCACCAUCACCACCAAAACCGCCAUUGGUCGGCCUCAACGUCGCCACUGUCACGCCAAUCUUCGGAGCAAGUCAAUAUCAACCUCAUGCAAUAUCAACAGCAACGCCAGACAUAUCUGCAAACAGAUCGUCGUCAGAUCAAUGUUGGCAUGCAGGGUUGGAAGCCAGAAAAGAACUUGAAGUUUUUGCUGCAGAAAGUUCUCAAGCAGAGCGACGUGGGCAACUUAGGAAGGAUCGUGCUACCUAAGAAGGAAGCAGAAACGCAUCUUCCUGAGCUGGAGGCAAGAGAUGGAAUCUCCAUUGCAAUGGAAGACAUUGUAACGUCUCAUGUAUGGAAUAUGCGUUACAGGUUUUGGCCCAACAAUAAGAGCAGGAUGUAUCUGCUCGAAAAUACUGGCGACUUUGUAAGAUCUAAUGGCCUGCAAGAGGGCGACUUCAUCGUACUAUACUCUGAUACCAAAACUGGAAAAUAUAUGAUCCGUGGUGUAAAAGUGCCCAGAUCAGACACAUCUGCUUCUGCACCUGCAGCAACAAAGUGCACAAACGGUUCUUCUUCUCUACCAGAUGGAGGAGAUGCGAAACAGUUUUUAAAAAUGGGAAAAAGUUAUCUGGCUUCCACAAGUCAGUCUGUUGCAGUAACUUUUGCAGAUUCCGUGGCUGACGCAUCCUCUUCAUCUGUAUCUGAUGCAACUGUGCAUUCGUGCCCUGAGGCAGAUCCAUUUCUAAGAGACAUGGUCACUCAUUCCUUCCCCACAAAAGGAACUAGUAAUUCACAACAUGAUCAUCCAGGAUCAGCCUCCACCAAUUUAGAGAGCCUCUCUAGUCUUGAAAGCGGGGAUCUUACAAUAGAAGAAAUUCUAGACUUGGUGGACUCGCCAGAUUUGGUGGCUGAACCAGCCAAAAGUGAUUCUUCUGAUGAUAUUGCAGAAAGCAAGGAUUAAAGUAACUGGGAACAAAAUUUUUCUAAUGGAUUUGCACGAGUUCUUCCUCUACAGACUUGGAUAACCAUAAAAAUUAGUACUUAUGUUACAAGAUGCUAAAGUUGGUAACUACUAUCCUAAGUUUGUUCAUGAGUAUAUGGAGAGCUUUGGCAAUAUCACUCGUUGGGUUUGUUUUUGUAGAUGUUGUGCAGACUAGUAGGUCGACUCACUAUCUAUUUUCUAUGUUUCUCAAUUCUCCACCAUGGAGAUUUGUAAUUUUUAUCUUGAUUUUAUGAUAAUUCCUCACGCUCCGUAAUAUUUGAUA
Cryptomeria japonica (Japanese cedar) is the source of this 3582-nucleotide messenger RNA. Its product is annotated as B3 domain-containing transcription factor ABI3. The record is from RefSeq and is a predicted model, not a curated record. Bases 849 to 3278 code for a protein of 809 amino acids. The transcript is spliced from 7 exons. Gene Ontology annotation, molecular function: DNA binding; DNA-binding transcription factor activity. Lineage: Eukaryota; Viridiplantae; Streptophyta; Pinopsida; Cupressales; Cupressaceae.